CGCACACGUCAAGUCGAGAGAGGAGAAAGAGAGAAGACUGUGAGUGAGUUCUGCUCGCAACUAGGAGCAAAGGCGUCGAGCUUGCAGGACGCGAGUCGUGCCACUGCUGGCCCCCAAGCUCGAGCCCACCACUGUGCUGGCUCAUCACUCCACUCCGUCACGUCGGGCUGCUACGCCGCCGGUCGAUAGCGUGGGCAACCAUUGCAAUCCGUCAGAUAAGGCUGAAACUUUUAGAAUAAAUGGUACGAAGAGGUCCCCAUAUGUUCGGGUCGGGAACCACCUCAAAGGCGGGUGAUCCCGGUACUUUUGUCUUCUUCAUACGGAUUGGAUCGGCGCUCACGCGAGUGCAUCUCGGAGAGGGGAGGGGCAAGAUAGAGACGGUGAUGCUACAGCUCUACUCACUCUAUUCGAUACGCUGUAUGCGUGCGCGUGAAGCGGGAGGCUUGAAUGCGCUUGAUCCGCUUUGCGAUUCGAAGUUUGGCUCUACUUUGCCCCGACCCUGUGGAUGUGGCUGCGAGCUGCGAUCUACGAUCUACGUCAGCUUGCUUGGCUUGGUGAAUGAUCAGCAAGCGCCGUCACUUGCUCUUGCUGUUUGAGCUUGGACGGUGGUGUGCAAGAAAGGUG
Molecule: messenger RNA, 624 nt
Organism: Ceraceosorus bombacis
Lineage: Eukaryota; Fungi; Basidiomycota; Exobasidiomycetes; Ceraceosorales; Ceraceosoraceae
Source: the annotation of a GenBank genome assembly